Molecule: messenger RNA, 1754 nt
Organism: Podospora bellae-mahoneyi
Lineage: Eukaryota; Fungi; Ascomycota; Sordariomycetes; Sordariales; Podosporaceae
Exons: 5
Coding region: 213-1754 (513 amino acids)
Biological process (GO): rRNA base methylation
Cellular component (GO): nucleus
Molecular function (GO): 23S rRNA (adenine(1618)-N(6))-methyltransferase activity
Source: RefSeq, a predicted model, not a curated record
UGUUACUGUUGGGGGCGGGUUGAAGCAGCGAAACCGUGCUGCCGUCGCAUUGAACUGAGGGGUCGAAAGAGAAGACCCAACAUUGAGAAAGUUGGAGGACCCGUGUAUUCAUUUUGUGAUCUGAAGCUGGAAGAAAGAGAGAUGGAAAAGAGAACACAAAGAAGGAGUUGCAUUUUCCAGGGCAGGUCUUCGCCAAAAGAUAUCGGUCGGUGAUGGCAGCCUGGGCACGUGAUCUGAUUGGUCAAUUCCUCGCCCCACUCAGAUGCAGCACAGCAGACAUCACCAGCCAUAGACCUCGACCAAACAAGCUGCAUCCAAUAUGCAAGAAUCCCAAGCCACCAUCUAUCCAAAUGUCGAGCAAAAAGAGGAAGGCACUGGAUGAUGUGGAACAAUCCGGUCGCAAGUCCCAAGCAGCUCCUGCAUCUCAACAGUCCCUCAACGUAGCGGCUUCAGAUGCUCACUUUCGGCACCUGUAUGAUCGUGAGCUCGACUUCAAACAACUCGCCGAGAAAGAUGUAAACUUUGCUGCUGUACUCCAAGAAAAUGGCCAUCUCGAUUUCACCGAGCCAAAGGCGGUCAUGCAGCUCACCAAGACUCUGCUGUCACUCGACUUCAACCUGAAGCUGGAGCUGCCCGAUGACAGACUGUGCCCUCCAGUGCCAAAUCGACACAACUACAUUUUAUGGCUUAAGGAAUUGGUGGACACCUCGUCGUACGAGCCACCAGGCCGACCAGCCUGCGGGCUCGACAUUGGAACAGGCGCAAGCUGUAUCUACCCCUUGCUGGGGACGACCCAGCGCCCAUCGUGGCGUUUUGUUGCAACCGACAUCGAUGAGAAGUCUUUGCAAUAUGCAAGGGAAAAUGUCGCGUUGAACCAUCUUGAAGACCGAAUUACUGUGUUGGGGCGCCAACCUGAAGACACCCUGAUUCCUCUCCGUGGCAGAGAAAGCGAGAAGGUCAUCCACAUCGAUUUCACCAUGAUGAACCCUCCUUUUUACGAGUCUGAGGACGAUAUGCUCUCUUCGGCGCAAAGAAAAGUACGUCCGCCACAUUCGGCUUGCACUGGCGCACCUGUCGAGAUGGUUUGUGAGGGUGGCGAAAUUGCUCACAUCAGUCGGAUGUUAGAAGAGUCUCUGGUGCUGAAAGAGGAGGUUCAGUGGUACACCUCCAUGCUAGGCAAGGCUAGCAGUGUCGAGAUUUUGGUUGACAAGCUCAAGGCCAAUGGAAUAGACAACUACGCCAUCACCGAGUUCAUACAAGGGAACAAGACAAGACGAUGGGCGCUUGGGUGGAGUUUCGGGCCGAUGAGACCAGCAGAACAUGUUGCCAGGGUGAAGACCAGCGGCUGGAAGAAAGUCUCGCCGCCAGUUUUGGCAAUUGAGGUUUUGAGUCUGCAUCCGGGAAGAUCAAUUGACCACGCCAUCACGAGGAUUAACGAGGUUAUGCGGUCAUUGGAGCUACUGUCGUGGAAUUGGGACACAGACGCCAGAAAGGGAACAGGGAGGACAAGAGAAAAUGUCUGGAGCCGGGCAUCGAGGCGGAAGAAAAUGCGAGACCAAUCCACAAGCUUCUCCGUGUUGAGUUCAGCCGCCCCGGGAUCUGAUCCAGUGCAAUGCCGGCUUGGGUUUGACGUUGCCGUUGAGAUGGGCGUCUCCACGACAACAGUAACAGUGCAUUGGCGGGAAGGACAUGACGCCGUUAUGUUUGAGAGCUUGGCGGGCUUUUUGCAGGGAAAAUUGAAAGAUUUGGGAUAG